Molecule: messenger RNA, 2151 nt
Organism: Adineta ricciae
Lineage: Eukaryota; Metazoa; Rotifera; Eurotatoria; Adinetida; Adinetidae
Source: the annotation of a GenBank genome assembly
AUGCAUUUAUUGUUAGAAACGAAGAUUAAUACAGAAAAAUCGUUUGAAAAAGUAUCUGGAAUGGAAAAAGAAGAUUUCAGAGAACCCGUUAUUAAUGAUGAAAUAGUAGCUAAAGCCGAAGUAGAAAAAACGAAUGAAAUUGUUGCACUUAACGAUACAGAUGGUUCAUGGAAAUUGGAUUUAGGUGAUGGUUUUCAUACACAAUGGAAAGAAAUUACAUCGUUAUUAACAUCCAGUGUUAAUGGAAAUUUUGAUGAAGCUCCGGCCCAUAGUGCCAAUCCAUCGAUAGACGAUACGAUUGAUAUUACAGAAGACAAAAUUUUCAUCAUUAGCCUUCUGGGUAAUACUUCAAGUGGGAAAAGUUUUGUCGCACGACAUUUACUCAAUGAGUCAGAUGACAAUGGUUUUGUCAACGGUCCAGUGUGUAUCGACGAAGCAGAAAAGAAGGGUGCCACGACAGUGAACAUCAACUGUUACUUGAAGAAAAGCAAGAACAAUCAUAAGACUAUUGUCUUAGAUUAUGAAGGUGAAAAGGGUUCUGGAUUUCCCUUGCUUCAUUUUGCCCAACGACGUUUGGCAUGUGUGUUACGAACAGCAGAGAGAGCUCAACAGCGUCGACAAGCAAUCACUGAUUAUUUUCCUAAGCUAGCCUACAUUCUGAGUAAUGUCGUCAUUCUAAUUGGCAAUGAUGAUCUUGCAUCGACUGAUUAUUUAACUCGUUGUCAUGAGUUCGCAUUGAAAGCGAACGAUGGAGUCAACCAAAUGGUCAAUCGACCGAUGCUGAUUAUUGUUCAAAAUAAAGGGUCCUUAGCUCAAUCAAAAAAUCACGAAGAGAUCACGAAAGAUUUUUUUGACAUUCAUGGACAGGAGGCAGCUGCUUUGGUACCGUUUUUUUCGGGUAUCAAAUGCUUUUGUCUACCACAUCGAGAGCAGUUACAACGGACUAGAAAAAGCAUCUUGGAUGGUCACGAAAUUUUUGAUCAACAGAUGGUAGACAUCAAAAAAUUAUUUUCAAGUAUUUGUGAUAGCAAUUCAGAGCAAUCGUUGACUCAUGCUCAAUGGUUAUAUCUACUUCGACGUGUCUUACCUAUAGUUCAAAGAGGCAAAUCAGUUUCAUUACAUACACUUCUCAGUGAAAUUGUUGCUCCUGAUAGUGAUCAAAUGAUCGAAAUAGGUCGUCGUUGUUUUUUGUAUAACUAUGACAUGAUGCCAAUUCAUUCACCUUCAUGGUUUGAUUAUUGCUGUCGCUUCGCUGUUCGCAUAGUGGCUCACUUUCUUGCGGUGCAAAAUUAUAAUCGACAAGAAUUAAUGUCGGAACGUGUAAUUAAUGAGCAAUUCGAUAAAGCCUUGGAAAAACUGUCGAAUAAACUCGAAGAAUUUCAGCCAUGUGAGGCACUGUACACUGGAAAAGGUCGUUCAUCGAAAAAUAACGAUGCUGUGUAUCCCAUUUAUUGUUAUCAACAUAAAGGCGCACACGAAGCUGGUCAUCGUACUUGUCAAUCGGUGUAUGGUUUGUCUCCAUGGAAAGAAUUCUUUGGCUGGGCUUCAGCAGAUGUCUGGUCAGGAGAAUUUGUAUCUUCGGCGGGAGCUAAAUAUAAAAAUACUAUUUUCUCGAAAAAUAUUGUUAACAACAUGUCAAACAUGGUAAAAGAUCUGGUAAUUAGUUUUAGACAAGAUCAAGAGGGUAUUUACGAUAUGUUUACUGAGUUAUUAAAUGAGGAAUUCCAGAGAAAACCUUCCGAAAUUUUGAGGCGCGUUUGCUUCUGCUCAAAAAACUCAACGCCGCUUCCAUACACUUCGCAUUUUCCUGAUAUCAACUGGGGACGUUCAAAAGUGCGCUGGCAGCAAUUAACCAGAAGAAGAUUAAUUCUGGGUUUCACGUCUUGUACUGAAUGUGAAGAGAGAUUUGAUGCUUCAUGGAGUAGAUUAAUAAGCAAUCAUCCAUCAUCAACUUCUCAAAAUAGCCAAAUAUCUACUAAAGGAAUGUCUGAAUGUGCCAUUUGUUUCGAUGGACGACGUGAUUUUCUCUUCGUUCCUUGCGGGCAUCGUGGUUGCUGUGAGAAGUGUGCUGAUGAGAUCUUUGAUGGGCAACGUUGUUGUCCGUUUUGUCGCGCUCCUAUUAGUGCAAAACAACGUGUGCAUGAUGUUUGA